This is a messenger RNA of Alligator mississippiensis (American alligator), 2452 nucleotides long. RefSeq names its product DNA damage regulated autophagy modulator 1 (gene DRAM1). The record is from RefSeq and is a predicted model, not a curated record. Gene Ontology annotation, biological process: regulation of autophagy. Bases 318 to 1103 code for a protein of 261 amino acids. NCBI's taxonomy places the organism in Eukaryota, Metazoa, Chordata, Crocodylia, Alligatoridae. The transcript has 7 exons. Gene Ontology annotation, cellular component: lysosome.
UCCAGCUGUCCGUCCCACUGCAGCCGCCGCCGCCUCCCGCUGGGGCUGCCUGGUCUUGAGGGGAAAGGAGCCCCUAAACGGCGCUGGAAAGAAACAAAACCGACGAAGAAAAACCCGGCGGGGGAAGCACGAGGAGCUGCCCUUCCAGCCUGGAAGCGAAAGUGAAAGGCGGCGGCGGGGACGCCGGCCGCGGGGCGGGCGGGCGACACCCGCGUGCGGACAGGAGCCCGGCGGGGCGGCAGAGGCGCUUUGUGAGCUCACGGCCCCGUCACAGAGCCGCUCCCGGCCGCGCUGCCCCGUGCCCCGUGCCCGUGCCCAUGCCCGCCGCCACCGGGCUGCAGCCGCUGCUGGCGGGGCAGGCGCCGACGCCGGCGCGGCCGGGCGGGAUGCGGUGCUGCCUGCCCGGGCUGGCCUUCGUCCCCGCGCUGCUCGUCAGCUGGUCCUCGGCCGCCUUCAUCGUGUCCUACGUGAUCGCCGUGCUGGAGGGCCACGUCCAGCCGCUGGUGCCCUACAUCAGUGACACAGGAACAAAACCUCCAGAGAGUGGCAUCUUUGGAUUUAUGAUUAACAUUUCAGCACUUUUAGGUGCAGUUACAAUGUACAUCAGAUAUUUAAUAGUAGAGAAGCAAAAAGAGUCAUCAGAUUUUGUUGGUUCUUUAUUUAACUUAAUUACACUAUGCAUUGGAUUGCUGGGCUGUAUUGGAAUGGGCAUUGUUGCAACUUUUCAGGAGCUAGCUGUUCCCAGCGUCCACGAUGGAGGAGCUCUUAUGGCUUUUGGUGCUGGUGUGGUAUACAUUACACUUCAGUCUAUCAUCUCUUACAAAUCAUAUCCACAAUGGAGCAGCCGCUGUAUAUGUUAUAUACGGAUAAGCAUCUCUGUAGUAUCGUGCAUAGCUGUCAUUCCCAUGAUUGCAUUUGCUUCACGAAUUUCUAUAACGAAAAUUGAUUGGAUUCCAGGUGAAAAGGGGUAUGUUUAUCAUUUUGUGAGUGCAAUCUGUGAAUGGACAGUGGCUUUCGGCUUUGUCUUCUACUUCUUAACCUUCAUUAGAGAUUUUCAGCGAGUUACUUUACGGAUAUCAACAGAAAUGCACGAAGACUUCUGAUAGGAGAGACAUUAUAGGUUUUUUUUCAAUGAACAUUAUAUAGAGUUUUUUUUCUUACUGAAGAAAAUGAUGCAGAGAAACAGGGCUUUUCAGUGCUGACAGGAAACCCACUGCAAUCAACUUUGCAAUCUAUAUAAUCAUACCUACAAAACCUUUUUUUUUUUUUUUAAAUGAAUAAUAUUUUUAAGUUUCCUUUUCCCCUAUGAGGGUUCUCUUUAGUCUGUGUCCUUGCAAUAUUUUGUAUUUUUAUACCGUUUGAUAAUUAAAAAGAAUACGAAAAGGUGACCUGCAAUUUCAAAGUCUUUCAUACGUGUAGAGGCUCCUCAACUCUUCUUUAUUGGACACAUUCUUGUUUUCCAUUUUUAAUCAUCUUAUUCAUAACAAUAAUCUUGAACUGAAAGGAAAAACAUGAUUUGCAUGUUACGAGCAGACAGAUGUAUUUUUCAAAGGCCUAUAGAUUUAUGGUUACAGUAUUCCAUGAUUUGUAAUCCCCAUUCAGGAUAACGGGAUAAGUAUUUUGUAUUGAAAGUUUGAACUGUUUGUAUUGCCUGAAAAAUAUUUCUGUUCAUCAGCUUAAGUAAUUUUGUAAGACUAUGAGAAGGUUAACACCUCCUUUCAGUGGUGGCUAUGAGAAACAUAGUACUGACUAAUGAAGCGGGAAGGAAAGCAUAGUACAAUAUUAGUUUUCUGAAAGAUCUAUCAGGAAAACUGGAACGUUUAGCAUGUUACUGCCAACUUUGUAGCAGGGCAAAAUUAUUCCAAUGUAUAUGCAUUAGUCAGUGACAGUGGAAGGAAGAGAGCUUAUUCUACAGUCAUAAAGAAGUGAGGGAGUGGGAGAAGGAAAGCACUAAUGCAUUAGCAGGUUUAGUUUAUAUAAAGGAAUUGAUGGUCAUUACUGAGGGGCUUUUGAGGUUGGAAUAUGCCAUGUUUGCUGCUAACAUUUUUUUUGCCAUUAACAUUUUUAAUUUUUUUAAAGAGUUCUUUGUCAAUUGAAAAAUCUGCAAUGAGUUCAUUAUACUAAUCAAAGAUCAUAUCAUAUUACAACCAACCAGAUUCUUGUGUUUUCUGGUAUUGGAAACCAGCAAUAUUCUCUAUGGAGUAUAGAAAAAAAAGGAAGCAUUUAUACUUGUUCACCAGCCUCUUAUUGUGCACUAAUCACACUGCUAUUAGUCUGGCUAGCAAAAAUCAGAAUUGUCAUGACAACAAUCAUAUGUAGAAAUGUUAAUAAUUGGCAAGUAUGGAUUCAUUUUCUAUCAGAUGUCUGGUCAGUUAUCAGUUGAGAGUGAUGUUUAAGACUUGUUAGCUGCUAUGUGUCCUUUAAUAAGUAUAUUAAACCUAAUACCUUGUCA